AUGGCCCCGGCCCCUCGGCUCGCAUCCAGGCGCGGCCGCGUCGCAACUGCCGCUGGCAUUGACCUGGACGCGCUCGGGCUUGAUAUCCCCGACCUCGGGGAUGAGGUCAGGGGCCACCAGGAGGCCCUGGGGGCGACAUUCAACGCCGAUGACGUGGCGGAGAGCUUCAACAACACGGGCAAGGUCCUGGAGGCGCUCACCGACGGCGUCGCGAUCGUGGACCGCUCCCACUGGGGCCGGAUCCGCGUGGGCGGCGCCGACCGCGUGUCAUUCCUCCACAACCAGUCGACCAACGACUUCAAGUCACUCAAGCCCGGCCAAGGCUGCGACACGGUGUUUGUGACGGCAACAGCGCGCUGCCUGGACCUGGCCACCGCCCUGGUGAUGGGAAACCAGCCGCUGCUGCAGCGGUUUGACAAGUACAUCUUUCUGGCAGACAAGGUCGAGGUGUCUGACGUCAGCAGCCGCUGCCGCAUGUUCACGGUGGCGGGGCCCAAGGCGGCCGACACACUGCGGGAGCUUGGAGGGGAUGCGGUGACCGUCACCGGCGCCCCCUAUGGCAGCCACCAGUUCCUGGGCUUCAAGCCGGGCGGCGCCCCCGUCAUCGCUGCAGCCACCAGCGGCCUGGCGCUGCCAGGCUACACCCUCAUUGUGGACGAGGCGGACGCGGGCGACCUCUACGCGCUGCUGGUCAACAAGGGCUGCGUGCCUUGCGGCGAGGAGGACUGGGAGCGGGCGCGCGUGACUCAGGGGCGGCCUAAGGCUGGCGCGGAGCUGACAGAGGACUUCAACCCCCUGGAGGCUGGCCUCUACCGCGCCGUCUCGGGCUGCUACAUCGGCCAGGAGACGAUCUCCAAGCUCAACAACCUGGACGGCGUCAAGCAGCAGCUCUGGGGCCUGCAGCUUAAGCAGCGCGCCGCGCCCGGCGACGCGAUCACCAACGCGGACGGGGACCGGCUGGGCGCGCUGACGAGCGUGGUCAACCUGCUGGACAGCGGCCACUUUGCGCUGGGCUACCUGCGCUGCAAGAGCAAGGGCGCCAAGGUCGACCUCAACGGUGCCACGGUGCAGGUGGGCGGCGCACCCGCGCGCGUCGUGCCCAUUCCCUUCGCAUCGCGGGCCUUCGCAGCCGACCCCGCCGCCACGGGCGCAGAGGCAGCCGGCGAGCAGGCAAGCGCCACCCUGCAGGAGCGCGCGGAGCAAGCAAGGCAGGAGAAGGCGGCGGCCAAGGAGGCGGCGGAGGCGGCCAAGGCGGAGCGGUUGAAAGCCAUGCAGGAGCGGCUGGCGGCCUGGCAGCAGCAGCAGCAGCAGCAGCAGCAGGGGCAGCAGGGGUAG
Messenger RNA from Monoraphidium neglectum, 1335 nucleotides. RefSeq names its product aminomethyltransferase. Gene Ontology annotation, molecular function: protein binding; aminomethyltransferase activity. NCBI's taxonomy places the organism in Eukaryota, Viridiplantae, Chlorophyta, Chlorophyceae, Sphaeropleales, Selenastraceae. Gene Ontology annotation, cellular component: mitochondrion. The record is from RefSeq and is a predicted model, not a curated record. The transcript is spliced from 11 exons. Gene Ontology annotation, biological process: glycine decarboxylation via glycine cleavage system. The coding region runs from base 1 to 1335 and encodes 444 amino acids.